This is a messenger RNA of Vicia faba (fava bean), 1077 nucleotides long. NCBI's taxonomy places the organism in Eukaryota, Viridiplantae, Streptophyta, Magnoliopsida, Fabales, Fabaceae. The record is from the annotation of a GenBank genome assembly.
AUGUUUGAUUCUACUUCCUCUCACAUUGAUUUUCAAUCCUCACAAACCAAGAACAAUACUCACAUGCUCACAUAUUUACCACCAUUCAAAAAACCAAGAGUUGAUUCUUCAAACCAUAACUUAGGAGGAGGGUGUGAAUAUCAAAAAACAGAAAAAGUGAACUUCUCAAACUUUUCUAUACCUAAAGUGUUUCUCAAAUCAACUCAUCAACAAAACAGUUCAAGAAAUGUAUUAUCUUCAGAAAGAGUACAAGAGAAAGAAUCAAAAGCAAUUGCUCCUACAAAAUUUCAACAACAAAAGCCUUUAGCACAAUUGCCACCAACCCUUGAUGAACAUUCUGAAAAUGCUGCUUGCCAUAAUAGUACUUUUGGAAUUAGAGAAAAGAGAAAAGCUAGUGAUAUUAACGUGUAUGAUGAACCAUCAUCUUCUUCUGCGUGUUCACUUGAAGCCUCGAAUGAUCCAAACUAUGGUUUCGGAGAUCAUGAGAACAAUUAUGACUCACCAUAUUUUUGUGAUGAUGAAGAAGAAACCUCAGAAAAUAUGUUGAAAAAAAAGGGAGCCCAUAAAGGAAACAGAAUCAAGAGAAGCUACAAGAAAGCGAAAUGUCAUAAUUUAACAGAAAAGAAGAGAAGAGAUAAAAUCAAUGAGAAAAUACAUAUAUUGAAAAAGCUCAUACCAAAUUGCAAUAAGAUGGACAAGGCUUCAAUGCUUGAUGAUGCCAUUGAUUAUCUUAAGACACUCAAGCUUCAAUUACAGAUUAUGACAAUGGGUAGAGAACUUUGUAUGCCACUUAAUCAUCUUAUGAUGUUACAAGCAAAUCAUAUGAAUAUGAAUAUGAAUAUGAAUGUACAACAUUUAAUGGGUUUUAGGCCACAAGUAAUGUGUCCUAUUCCACAAAUGAGUAAUGGUGUUACAAACAACAAUGACAUUAGAGUUCAGAUGUUUGGUUUUCCCAACCAAUUACCACCACCAAUGUCAAUUCAGAAUGCACCUUUCACUCUUCCUAUCAUUGGAAACUCUUCCACUGCACCUACCUCUUUUGGUAACCAGAAUCAACCUAGCAGGACAUGUGGCUAA